AUGGGUCUCGAUCCUGCAGAAUCUCAUGGCAUCAGCAUGAAUGGCUUGCUCCAAGACUUCCCCUUCGUGGCUGAUGACGUCGGUCUCGAAGGGCUUGAAGAGCUUGUGAACAUUGGCGACAUUGGGGAUCGUGGUGAUGUUGGUGAAGUGGGAGAGCUUGGUGGUAUUGGGGCUUCCCUCGGUGAUUCAUAUGCUCUGCCAAUUUGGGCUUGUGUGGCUAUGGGUUCUAGCGUCUUUAUCGAAGCGCUAUCAUCUUCUUCGAUACCGAACAAGGUCGUUCGGUCGGAAUACGAGUUCAGUAUCGAGCUUACACGCGUCGUGCUUGAGCAGGUACUCGAACUCGUUGAAGUCAUUGUCGACAUUGUCAUUAGUGACGCCCUAUCCGAGCCGGAAUACGACGAUGCCGCUACUCCGAUAUCAUGCUUAUGA
This is a messenger RNA of Alternaria viburni, 429 nucleotides long. RefSeq lists its product as uncharacterized. The transcript has 2 exons. Lineage: Eukaryota; Fungi; Ascomycota; Dothideomycetes; Pleosporales; Pleosporaceae. The record is from RefSeq and is a predicted model, not a curated record. Bases 1 to 429 code for a protein of 142 amino acids.